Molecule: messenger RNA, 4791 nt
Organism: Aureobasidium vineae
Lineage: Eukaryota; Fungi; Ascomycota; Dothideomycetes; Dothideales; Saccotheciaceae
Source: the annotation of a GenBank genome assembly
AUGGACACAGGGCCUCUUCUCGUAGAGCCCUCGUGUAAUAUCGCCAAUCUCAACGAUACCACCGACUCGUUCCCCCUCCGUCUGCCGCUAUCACCGCCGCGUGAGCCGCCAACUAUCCUCCGUCGCAAAGCCCGUAAGAAGUCGAUUCGCAACACCAAAGACAGUGCCGAGAUGGCCCGUCUCAAGUACAAUCGCGAGAAGAAUGAGCACCAACAAUCACAAUCGUCACCCCGUCUCCAUAACCCAAGCAAGCUGGCGGACCGCCAUUUCAGUGUCGCAAACGUUGGUCAGAAUGGCACCAUGUAUCUGAGGUUCGAACAGACACCUCUGGAUACAGUCCACCACCACAAGCUUAUGCUGCCUAGACCGGUCGCCCGUCCCUACCCAAGAGCCUUUCGUCCUCCUCCAACUCCCCCGGAUACCUCGGAUGCCCAUCAGCACACUCCCUCUGGCCUCUAUUGGCACGACGGACUACAUCAGAGUGCUGCUCAACUGUCUAUACGUCAGCUCGACCAUGACUUCAUCGACUCCCGUCGAAGGUCGUCAUUUGACAGCGGCUACAGUCGAAAGAGCACACAUGAAACAAUUAGGGCCACCCAUCUCCGCUCGCCGAGUCUCGACUCGAUCCCUAAGCACGCCCAAGUACCAUCACACCACAACCAGCCUUCAGAGAAAUCACCAUCCCAUGCUACGGACUCUUUGUUUGCUCCUCUGCUUGAGGUACCUAUACCUAACUUCCGUCUUGGUUCGCCUAGAUUCAGCGAUCGUGGAACUGCAUUCCUCCACAACUCGUACCAUACUGCCUUCUCCAGCACGACUGACUUGGCUCAACUCUCAACUGAUCGCUUAGAUCGCUUGAUGCCACCUUCCUCUCAGCGCCACCAAAACUCGAUAGAUUUACGCAGAUCCCCCAGCGUUUCCUGGUUUUCGCCUUCAGUCUCACCCGCUGUGGAAACUCGCCGAGGUCAGCUACUCCCUUCGCCGCUUGCUACUCCGCCCUUGGAGUUGGAUCGAGACGAGAUACCUUAUACUAUCUACGACAAGGUGGCUGCAGACCCAGACAGCAAUCAAUAUGUUAGAUACGCAGACGGCACUAGCGAAAUUGUCGCAGCAAUACCCACUCGUCUGGUUGUCGAAAUUACAUCCGUCAAGUUUCUGGAUUAUGAUCUCUUAUCGGAUUUUUUCUUGACCUACAGAGCCUUCUUAUCGCCCUCUGAUCUGGCCAGGUAUCUGGUUGCCAGACUGCGCUGGGCCGUAUCGCAGACUGAUGGAUCCGGACGGGUAGUGCGUGUGCGAACGUUUGUUGCUCUACGCCACUGGAUCCUGAACUACUUUACUCAGGAUUUUGAGCCUGACCACGAGCUUCGGAAUCUGUUUUGCAAUCUUGUCAACAAACUCGCUCUGUAUGUGACACAAAGACCUCAAGGUGGCGCUGGUGGUGAUAUUCAAAUUCCUGAAACGACUCGCAUGCGCUCGUUGACUAACGAAUCGCAUAUGCGGAAUUCGUCCUACAUGGGUAAUAAUAUAUCUACCGUGGCUUUGAGACGUCCGGACACAGCAUCUCGCCUUAGUGAGGCUAGUAUUCAGGUCACCUCUUGUUCGUUUCCUAGACUGAAGCGUUCCAAGCAUGACUUAAAGGACCAACCCGAAAAACCAGGCCAUCACUCACCUAAUAGACCAAAGGGUUUCCACCGCCACAAGCGAAGUGACAGUUUCUCAGACGCGCUCCGAAACUCUCGUGUCGAACGACCAACUUCCUCGCAGCCAAGCAUGGAAAUUCAUAUUCAACCUGGCAGGAUUAUCAGAGGUCUCGUUAUCCAUCCCAGUUCGGCAAACGUCAUUGGCCCUGGUCCGCCCAGCCCUACCUUCUCAGCAAGACCCGAGGACACCAGACCUACUAUAUCAGAGAGCCUGUCACGAGCGUCGCAAGUCCCAUCUCAGCAUGCUCGUCUAAACAUCUUCGGCAGUGUGCGGCGGGCGCUAAGCACACGCACUGGUGGAAAGUAUCCAUUCCAACACCGACCUAAGACUGCCAGUUCUGGUGAAUUGCGGAAGAUCGAUAGCACGGAACCUCAGCCAAGAGAUAUGAUCAGACAAAUGCAAGCCAGGAAAGCACAGAAUGUUCAUACCGAUGCUUUGGCUGCAAUGGUUAUGCGCUCUUGGAAACAGCAAGGAAACGAGAUGGCGCAUGAGCUGACUGAACUUCAGCCCAGCGCUCUGCCAAUUACACGGAACAGGUCAAAGACAAUCGAAACCAAUCUUCCGGUUCGCCCUGGAGCAUCUCGUCUUCUGAGUAAUGUGACGACGAGCAGUCGGUCGAUCAUGAUAAUUGAUGACACAGGGCUUGAUGACUCCGAGCGAACUCCGGAUUUAGCACAAACAAUUGCUGGUUUCGCACAAUCGGCCGACUUGUCAAGACAAACGACGCGAGAACACAACCGAACAGCAGUCCACGACGUGGCUCUGAACAACACUGCCUUCCUACUCCCCUACGAUAUGAUGAAUUCUGACCUACCAUCCUGGACGAUUCCGACCCAGUUUGCUACCUUGUCCACCGCACCUACUACCUUAUCCAUCAUGUCAUCCCCAUAUUCGCCUCCGCCGACUGCGCCGCUACCACCACUCCCGACCGCUUCAAACCUCUCUACAGAACCCGCAGCUGUGGCAGGAGAUUACACGCCCAGCCCCGAUACUGAAAUUACCACUUCCUUGUUCCACUCGCCGAACAUCUCUGUGGGAGGUAGCCCAGCCUUAAGCUUUCGUCAAUCAUCGCUGGUAGACCCUAAAGAUCUGCCAGGGCCUGCGAGACAGCUUCGUCGCAAACCUGGAGGCAAUCUUCGUGGUGUCGAUACUGUGCAUGACCUUGGGAUUUCUCAUAGACGUCAAUCAACUGGUUCAGUCACAUCACCAAUCUCUAUUUAUGGGUCGCCAAUCUUGUCGACCACAUUUGGAGGUAGUGAUGAUGCACAGAUCGAAUCACGACUCGCAAGACUUUCUCUCAGACCUCAGGCUAGCGACGGCGAUGUUUAUGAUGCGGCGAGAAGAAGCUCAUUACGACUACUGUCUACUCAUUCAUCCCUACGCCGCUUACGCCCAUCGAUGGAAGUGGAAGUUGCCAGACUCCGGGAGAUGCCACUCGUCGAAGACGACGGCGGGCCGGAGUCCGCAUUGCUAAAACUCGAAGGAAGAUAUAUAACGAGUCAUUCGUCUGAUAAAACUGUGAAGUCUUUUGAUUUCGGUCACGAUGACGGUGACUUCCCAAGUCUUACGCGGCAGCAAGUCGGUGGUCAAGAGCGUGUGGUUUCAGAUGUAAAAGACACUUUGGUUCCACCACAGCUGAUGAAAGGAGGUCCUCCUCUUGCUGGAACUGAAGUCAGCAGAGGCAUGCAUAGAAGACAUGGAGCAAUUGACGUUGCAGCGGCCAGCCCACCGAGCAAGUUCGCAGUAACAGGAAAUGGGGUCAACAAACCGAUGAUCGCCACAAAGGACUUCGCCAGUUUUGAUCUGCCUAGAGAACUUGAGCGACCUGUCACUCCUGUCAAGAUCGAGUUGGAACGAACGGACUCACCAAACACACCUGCCUCGACCUUCCUUCUUGACGAUGGUGAAUCGCUCGUCGAUCGCAGCUCUAUGAUCGUUCGACAACAUGAGCCAAAGCCAUCGACGGACACUGGACAUAGCUUCCUGCUUGACGCCGAAGAUGAGGACGCAGUUGUAGGCUCCGUUGGGCAUCUCCAACCUCCUCCAGGAUGCCAUCCCCUUACUCCGCCUACAACUGCGGACCACGUUUCAGAUCACGGCUGUGACCAGUUCAAUACACAACUACUGCUCCCUGGCCCGCCAAUCGCAAAGUCUCAAAAGUCGUUCCGCCUCUCAGAACUGUUACUCUCGGAGCAAUUCGCAAAGAAGGCGGAACAUUCUGCGCUUCCACGAGCACGCAACCUUCCGACGCAACAUACGCCCUUUAUUCUGGCACAUACUUCUGAAGCACUUGCUAUGCAGUUCACCAUAAUCGAGAAGGACGCAUUAGACUCUGUCGACUGGAAAGACCUGAUCAAUCUCAGUUGGUCACAAGAGGUUCCAUUGGUGCGCGACUGGGCGCAGUACAUUCACGCAUUUCCCACCAAUGUCACGGAUGUUAGCAGUAUCGAUCUGAUCAUCACACGGUUCAAUCUUGUCAUCAAAUGGUGCAUCUCUUCCGUCCUGCUCUGUGGGACAUCGGAGGAGCGCGCUCAGUGCAUUACGAAGUUUGUACACAUCGCAACACAUUCGCACCGCGGCCUACGGAACUUUGCGACAACAGCACAGAUCACUAUCGCUCUACUUUCCUCAGAUCUUUCCCGCCUCAGCGCGACGUGGUCGAAAGUAGCACAAGCCGAAAAAGAUGCACUUCGAAGCCUCGAAACAUUGGUCAGCCCAAUGCGUAACUUCGCUGCGCUACGUGCCGAGAUGGAAAGUGCAGCAGCUGAGCUGAGCGACGACGAUAUCUCGGCUGGCAAGGGUGUCAUCCCUUUCCUUGGUGUUUAUACUCGCGACCUUGCACUCAAUGCUCAGAAGCCAGCGUUCAUCACACCUGCUGGAAGAGCAUCGACAGACGGAUCGCACGAGCAGCUUGUGAACUUUGAGCGCCACCGCACUACUGCGUCGAUUGUCAAAGGAGUUUUGCGUCUGCUGGACGCCAGCUCGAGAUAUGCUAUCAAGGCCGAUGCUGAGAUCCUGGCCAAGUGCCUCUGGCUCGCAGCGCUUGCCGACAAUGAAAUUUCCGAGCUCAGCAAGGGAUUGGAAAGAUGA